GGCUGGGCUCCACUGUCAGUACUGUUUCUCGUUGUCUGCUCUAGGUAAGAGUAAGUCACUAACUCCGCCCACACCCUCAGCGUGUCCCACACGGGGUUGCCCCCUUCUGCUCGCGACCCGCUCAAGAUGGCUACAGGAGCACUUCCGGUAUCUCCCCCAAGUAGGCCCGCCUCCACUGCGUAUUAUUACCGCGCCGAGGGCAGGACUUAGAGUUAGUUUUUAAUUGGUCAACUUGACUGGAGACCUUUCCCAUCCGCGACAGUUUCCCGAGGAGCCAAGUGCUUGAGCGCCACGGACGAGAGUUAGAGCUUAGGCAAGAUGGCGGACGUACUGGAUCUUCAUGAGGCCGGGGGCGAGGAUUUCGCCAUGGAUGAGGAUGGGGACGAGAGCAUCCACAAACUGAAAGAAAAAGCGAAGAAACGGAAGGGCCGUGGCUUUGGCUCCGAGGGGUCUCGAGCGCGGAUGCGUGAGGAUUAUGACAGCGUGGAGCAGGAUGGCGAUGAACCCGGACCACAGCGCUCUGUUGAAGGAUGGAUUCUCUUUGUUACUGGAGUCCAUGAGGAAGCCACGGAAGAAGACAUCCAUGAUAAAUUUGCAGAGUAUGGAGAAAUAAAAAACAUCCACCUCAACCUGGACAGACGUACAGGAUAUCUAAAGGGGUAUACUCUAGUUGAGUAUGAAACAUACAAGGAGGCCCAAGCUGCUAUGGAAGGACUCAAUGGCCAGGAUUUGAUGGGACAGCCGAUCAGCGUAGACUGGUGUUUUGUUCGGGGUCCACCCAAGGGCAAGAGGAGAGGUGGCCGCAGACGCAGCAGGAGUCCAGACCGGAGGCGUCGCUGACCCAUCCUCUGUUGUCCAGGUGUCCUCUCCAGAGAUUCCGUUUGACUAUGCAGCCUUGGAGAAAUAGGGCUGGGGUGUAACUCACUGCAUCUAUACUUAAUCUCUUACCCUACCUGCUUAGUGUUUCUUUUGAGUUAUGAAUAAAUGUCCAAUUUUUGUUUUCUAAAAUUACUUUCCUGUUCUAACAUUGCAAGCUCUGAAGCACUAUUUACAGUAAGACACUCUGGGUCACUGUGAAGAUACUUCUUCCAGGGACUGAAUUCUGUGUGAGUUUCUACAUUAAAUAUAGUCUCAAGUCUCACCUAGGGUCAAAGUAGAAACACUGCUCAGUAUUUCUUUCUUUCUUUUGGAAGCUAAGGGAGCCAGGGGUACAAGUGAGAUGUUCUCAUGAUACUAGAGAAUAAUUAUUCUGUUCUUAAAUAUGCUCUCCUGAGCAAAUGGAUGUCAUAGGAAUGUCUCUUUUGUUUCUCCUGCCUUUCUUGCUGCCACCUUUGUUUGUACUUUCAUCUGUCUAAGGGUCUGAAUCUCCUGUUGGGGCGUUCUCCCAGAACCUCCUUCCCUGGAGGAGUCUAUACUAAGUUCUUGGUGCCCUCUUCGGCAGCCAAGGGUGAAGGCCCCAUAGAGGAGAGGAUCCAGAGGAGCACUGAGGAGGCCAAAGAGGAAAAGGAUGUGGCUGAGGCUGGGAGGCAUUUCAGUUAGCAUGGUGGGAUAGAACCAGUACCAAAGACCCAGCAGGUUAUAAGAUGUCUAGCAGAGGACGAAGGUCUGCAAGACAAGCAGGGCCAGUCGCAGACCCUGAAGAUGAACAUGGGGGCGAUUGUCUAAGGAGCGGCAGAGGGCAAAUUCACCGGCAGGGGCUGGGAACUUAGAAAAUACACUCAAAUUCAGAACCACUCAGCUUCUGAGUUGAUGGAUGGGCAGAAAUAGUGAGAUGGAGCUCUCCCCUUAUAAGGAAGAGAAUGGUACAAGCCCUCUUCCCCUUCCCAACCUGGGACUAUACGCUCCCCUCCCACCAGAGAUUAUGACAGACGUGCUGCAAAAAAGGUUUCGAUUGAGGUGCUGUUGUGUUACAUGAAGCUACAAAGUCUAUUUGAAGUCUUGUUGGUGUCCAAGAGCAAAGGAAUACUGAUCACCCUUCUCCUUAAUUCUUGCCCAGCUAACUCCACUUCAUAGAAUGAUGGCUAGUGGCUGGUUAGAAUUGAAGGCAUUCAAUAAAGUUAUGUGCAGCAUCAGCUGCUAGAGAUAUGGUUAGCAACUCACUUUUGGUUUGAUAGAUAGCUAUCAAAUUUAUGAGGCUAGAGGCAAUAGUUUUAGGGUAUGGGUUAGGGCCUGGGGGUUGGGGUCUCACCAUGGUUCCCCUUCCUUGUCUGGGGACUGGACACACUGAGGACAGUGCGGCUAUAGCAGACGGUCAUGGCAGUCAGUGGCAGCAGGAAGAGGCAGCAGAAGGUGAAGAGGUGGUCUCUUGCCAUCAAGCCUUGAAGCUGCUUUUGGUGACACUGAGUGAAGGGGACUGGACCAGCUCAGCGGACGGUGUGGAACAGGAACAGCUGGAGUGGAGUCAAGGACUAUUAGAACUGGUCUCCCUUUCCCCUCCCAUGCCAACCUACCCACCAGUUCAACAGUAUCUCUUCCCAAUUCUUUUUUUUUUUUUUUUUUUUUCGGUACGCGGGCCUCUCACUGCUGUGGCCUCUCCCGUUGCGGAGCACAGGCUCCGGACGCACAGGCCCAGCGGCCAUGGCUCACGGGCCCAGCCGCUCUGCGGCAUGUGGGAUCCUCCCGGACCGGGGCACGAACCUGUGUCCCCUGCAUCGGCAGGUGGACUCUCAACCACUGCGCCACCAGGGAAGCCUUUUUUUUUUUUUUUUUAAUGAGAUUGUUGAGAAAACUUGGGGGCUAAUACAGUGCAUAAUUCCAAUUUGUUCUUAAUUUCCUGCAGUGCUGAGUAUGGUGCCAUAUUUAAAAGGUUAGGAAUGUAUCUUGAAAAUCCCUGUCUUCCUCUUAGGCUGUUUGUUAAAUCUGGGACUUAAAGAACCCUGUCUUCUCAAGUACUGUUCUAACAUUGCAUUUUAUCAAAGGAUAUCUCUACCACCUCACCAACAUUUUUUUUUUUUCCUCACCAACA
Messenger RNA from Globicephala melas (long-finned pilot whale), 2965 nucleotides. RefSeq names its product RNA binding motif protein 8A (gene RBM8A). Gene Ontology annotation, molecular function: mRNA binding. Gene Ontology annotation, biological process: RNA splicing. NCBI's taxonomy places the organism in Eukaryota, Metazoa, Chordata, Mammalia, Artiodactyla, Delphinidae. Gene Ontology annotation, cellular component: cytoplasm; nucleus; exon-exon junction complex. The record is from RefSeq and is a predicted model, not a curated record.